Molecule: messenger RNA, 543 nt
Organism: Macroventuria anomochaeta
Lineage: Eukaryota; Fungi; Ascomycota; Dothideomycetes; Pleosporales; Didymellaceae
Exons: 1
Coding region: 91-426 (111 amino acids)
Source: RefSeq, a predicted model, not a curated record
CAACCACCCACAUGGGGAACAGCAAAACGCCACGCCCAAUCGGGUUUCAUCGCACUGCAUUCGCACUGCCUUAGCACUUGCCGCAGUCUCAUGUCAGCUAGACUCAGCAUGCUAUUCGCCCGUACGAGGCUCUGGACGCCGCACCUUGCACGUACGAGGCGCCCCCAUAGACUGCGCACCCUGCUGCGUCGCAGCUUUGGACCGCGAACGCACGAAGGUGGUUCGACUCCUGCUACCGUUUCGCUGCUUGUGUUAAGCUUUGCUGGUCUUCUCCAGACGCCCUGCCCGAUACCCACAUGCCCUCGCUUUGAUAGACUAACAGCCAUCCCCCUUCUCUCGCCGUGCCUAUUUCGCUUUACGCGUGCUUAUAGAUUUUUGUUUCCCCUUCGCCCAAGAAUCUCCGUUUUCAUGCCGGUGCUUCUUUAACCGGGUGACCGAAGAUACCCUUUUGUCCUUUCUGUUCGUUUGUGCAGGCACCUAUAGUAAGUUCAGCUUCACGUCUCUCAUCGCCCGCGAUGAUCAUUGCCAGAGUCUAACAGAUGC